AUGGUUGUGGAAGCACAUCGAUGUGGGCAGCAAGUAGCGAAGAAUAGCGAGUGUGGCAGCCAUGUUGACGUUCGGAAACUUCUCAAGACUUUGCAGAGCAAGGAGAGCAACAAGUUGUGUCGACAGUCCCCGCUACAGGAACUUGAAGUCGCUGACUUGACGUGGGAUUUCAACGGGACUGUGGAGGAUACACUGAGUAUCGAGAUCGAGGAGCUAGAAGAUCGAGCAGCAAUGAGUGAAACGGAUACGUGUAUCGUGUUGUCAGCGUCAUCACAAACAGCGGGUGGACAAGCUGUGAUUUGGUUUCCUCUGGACUGCAGCGACGACGUGGGCGAUAGAAGAAAACGUCAGAUCUUACUAUACGUGUGUCCUGGUCGUGUGAAAGUUGUUAAGAGCGUGGGGGAUUUGAUCAAAAAGAUGUACGAGGAACUACCGAUACUACGAGAGAACGGAUCGACAUACAACGUUUGGGCAGUGAUAAUGGGAGCUAAAUCAUACAAUCAGCAAGAGGAAGAGCGUGAUUCAAUUCGACAUGAAGUCGCUAAAGAUAAUAGGAACCAGCAUAAGGCGAAUAGCGUCUUAAAGUCCUCGAACAGCUCUACGAAUAGCACCUCAGUCCGUCCAAGUGCUAGCGACUCCAACCAGAUACACCUGGUGACUCGAUCUACGGAUUCGAAGAGAUAUAGCAGGGAUUCCUACAACCAGAAGGUGACAGAUAAUCAGUCUGGGGCUGUGGUGGACGAUGAGGAUACCAUACGCGAUGAUGAGCUUGAUCAAGACAAAUUUCAACCUGUAUCUCUUCGAUUCUCCGGUUACCGCGAUAUUACGGACAUGAAGCCAUACCUGACCAAGUCAAUAUUUUCUUUUGGUGGAUUUCAGAAAAACUCGGUUGAGCUGCAGCGGAGGUCGAGUGAACGUAUGAUGGAUAAUUCUGCUGUAACUGAGGAGAAUACUUGUACACGGGAUGCAGUCAUUGUCGAAUGCGAUGUAGUCAACCCUGAGGCCCAAGCCGCUAAUGCAACAAGUUCCGGGGACAAAGAGGAUUUAUAUGAAGCAGUCGCUAGAGACGAAAUGGUUGUACAGGAAGAUAACCAGCGUCAGAAUCCGCGUCCUAAACCCCGAAGGAAACUGGACUGGGUCUAG
This is a messenger RNA of Phytophthora nicotianae INRA-310, 1143 nucleotides long. RefSeq lists its product as hypothetical. The record is from RefSeq and is a predicted model, not a curated record. The coding region runs from base 1 to 1143 and encodes 380 amino acids. The transcript has 2 exons. NCBI's taxonomy places the organism in Eukaryota, Oomycota, Peronosporomycetes, Peronosporales, Peronosporaceae.